Messenger RNA from Rhincodon typus (whale shark), 2043 nucleotides. RefSeq names its product intestinal mucin-like protein. Bases 37 to 1839 code for a protein of 600 amino acids. The record is from RefSeq and is a predicted model, not a curated record. Gene Ontology annotation, molecular function: protein binding. Lineage: Eukaryota; Metazoa; Chordata; Chondrichthyes; Orectolobiformes; Rhincodontidae. Gene Ontology annotation, cellular component: extracellular matrix. The transcript is spliced from 14 exons.
CUGCCCAAUGGAAAACCUGCAACCUCCUGUUCUGAAAUGGCUGAUUACUGGCAAGUCAAAGAUUCCAACAAGCCAAAUUGCAAUGGACCAUCCUCACUACGGGCUCCAAGGCCUCAAGUUACAUUCAGUCCCCAAAUAACACAAAAGCCUUGUAACUCUAAUUCUCUUUGCAAGCUCAUCACAAGCGAGUUAUUUGCAAAAUGUCACAAUCGUGUUUCACCAGACCACUACUAUCAGGCAUGUGUGCAUGAUGAAUGUCAAAUGCCAAGUACCUCAGUGAUGUGCGCAAGUUUGCAAACUUAUGCGUCUGUCUGCAUGUCACACCAUAUCUGCAUUGAUUGGAGAAAUUACACAAAUGGGGUCUGUUCUUUUAAUUGCCCUUUAAACAAAGUUUACAAAGCAUGUGAAAUCUUUGAAGAGGAACUUACAUGCACUUCAAGCAAUUCAGAUUUGACUGGUCUUAACUUAUCAGAAGGAUGUUUCUGCCCAGAGGGUACCAUUCUUUUCAGCCCUGACACUGACCUAUGUGUUAAUAAAUGUGGUUGUAUUGGACCUGAUGGACUACCUAAAGAGUUUAAUGAAAGAUUUAAGUUCAACUGCCAGGACUGCAUCUGUGACAAAAUCACACACCGUGUCAUCUGUCAACCACACAGCUGUCCUAUUUUUCCAUCAACGCCUUGUGAUGGAGAAGGAUUUAUCAAUGUUAAUAUAACAGUCCCAAAUGAUGAUUGUUGUACAAAAACUAUGUGCAGGUGCAACAGCAAUCUCUGUGCUCCAAAUGAGAUGAAAUGUAGUCUUGGAUUUAAAAUAGUGUCAAAGAUUCCAGAUGGGCAUUGUUGUCCAGUUUACACAUGUGAGCCAAAGGGUGUCUGUGUUAAUGAAGGGGCAGAAUACAAUCCAGGUGCAAUUAUUCAUCUCUCUCCUUGUCAAAGCUGCACUUGUACCAAUGAGACAGAUGUGGAAACUCUGCUAAACCUCAUUAAAUGUCGAAAUAUCGAAUGCAACAACAAGUGUGCACAAGGUUUUGAAUAUAAAGAAAUAAUUGGAAGAUGCUGUGGUGAAUGUGUCCAAACUAGAUGCGUGAUACACCCAGGAGACCAAUCUAUUCAACUAUUACUGCCUGGCUAUAUGUGGCCAUCACCUUAUAACAACUGUACAGUCUAUGGAUGUCUUCAAAUUAAUGAUAGCUUAAUAUCGACUAGUUCCAAGCUUGUUUGUCCUGAUUUUCAUCCAGAAGACUGUGAACCGGGCACAAUUAUGAUGACUGAUGAUGGCUGUUGUCAAACAUGCCAAGAAAAACAGAGUUGUAAGAGAACAAAAAAAAUGAUCCAGAUAACGCAUGAUGGAUGCCAAUCAUCAGAGAAAGUAGAAAUUGCAGAAUGUGAAGGGACGUGUGGUACUUACUCCAUGUAUUCAUCAGAAGUAAAUUCAAUGGAGCACAAAUGUAACUGUUGUCAAGAGAUGAAGACCCACAAAAGGGAGAUUACUUUAAUAUGCCCUGAUGGAAAUACUAUUCAAUACUCUUAUGUCUAUGUGGAUACAUGUGACUGCAUGGAAAAUAACUGUGAGGAACCAACCAGCUCACCUUCAAACAGCACAAUCCAUGAACUAUCUCGAGCAAAACGCAAUCCAGACAGGAUCAAUGAAACUGGAGACAAGCUCAACUUGAUCAAUCUAGAGAAACAGACAGACUUCAUAAGCUUUAAUGAAGUAAAUGAAUCCAACAAAAGUAAAAGGGAAGCAAACUUAGAAAAUGACCUACAAGAAAACCAACCUAAGGAAAGAAAGCCAAGGCAUGGAAGACGAGCAAAUGUUCAGAAGCGUAUAAAGCUCACAUAAAACGAAUCAAAUAUUUUAGCGAAUCAAAUUCAUUCUGUUUGCUUCUUACUUCCAAACUUCACAAUGCUGGUGUUUAUUAACUGUUCACUUUGUUUUUAUUCACGUUAGUUUCUAAUUAAACAAGAUUAUUCUGAAAAAAUGUCUAUUUAUUAUCCAAAGUCCUAUUCCAAUGAAAAUUCUUACUAUGUGCAGAAGAAAUUAAGU